AUGGUGUGGACUAAUGGCUUUGAAUUUUUACAUGAUCUUGCUAACAGACCGACAGACAGGCAGACAGGAGUGAAUACAUCCUCCUUGGCGGAGGUAACAGAUGUAAAUCAAUAUAAAAACUACCUGAAGGCAUUGCCAUCCAAUAGUAAAGUAAAUAGUAAACUGAAUUACUAUCGAUUUGGUCUUCAAGGUAAGAACUGCUUCUUAAAUACAACACGAUCGUUUUUAAACCGUGACGUCAGCUGUUAUGUUGAUGAAAUUUUAAGCCCAUUUCGGAAAGAUUCAUUUAGAAAGAAGCAGGCACCAAAGGCUCACGCAUGCACAGUAGGCCUUGCGCCUGCUACGUUCAAUGGACAGAUGGUUCUUUUAGGCCUACUCAUUAACCAAAUUUUACUUUUUCAUUAUGCAAGUACAGAUAAUGUUGAUUUCUGUCGUAAUGGCUGGAUAAGUCGCCAGGAUGCAUGCUACUUGUUUGAAACCUCUCACUCCGAGUGGAAUGAGGCAGUUGCACAUUGCAGGUUGCAGGACUCUGAGUUGAUAUCGUUGACCGAUAAAGCGGAACAGCUGUUCGUUGAAGCUGUCAUAAAGCGGGCGUGGAUUGGCAUGAACCCUCCUUCAACUGAACUGUGGACAGAUAACAUUAACGCCAACUAUACCAAUUGGCUAAGUGGUGAGCCCGAUGGAAAAGGUUGUGGCAAAACGUGUCUGAAUGCAAAUUGUGUAACAGUACGAGACGAUGGGCUAUGGUCUGAUCAACUAUGUAAUUCUUAUUUUAGAUGGCUAUGCAAAAAAGAAGGUCCCGAUUGCGAAUACGGUUGGCACAACUUCUCAGGGAAGUGUUAUUACUAUUCAACGAAUGAAUUAAAAACAUGGGACGAUGCGAAUGAUUGGUGUAGACAACAUGCGUCGUCUCUUUCAAGUAUUCUCGACCAAUCAGAGCAAAUGUUUAUUAAUGAUCUAAUUUAUCGAAAUGGUAAAUAUUGGAUUGGAUAUUCUGACAUGCUACUGUCGUUGCUGACAAAAAGCAGAAUUUACGACCAAAGCACAGGUAUAUCUUUCUGA
Molecule: messenger RNA, 1062 nt
Organism: Anneissia japonica
Lineage: Eukaryota; Metazoa; Echinodermata; Crinoidea; Comatulida; Comatulidae
Product: C-type mannose receptor 2-like
Exons: 8
Coding region: 1-1062 (353 amino acids)
Molecular function (GO): signaling receptor activity
Source: RefSeq, a predicted model, not a curated record